Struthio camelus australis is the source of this 5499-nucleotide messenger RNA. Lineage: Eukaryota; Metazoa; Chordata; Aves; Struthioniformes; Struthionidae. The record is from RefSeq and is a predicted model, not a curated record.
AUGGCUGGCCUGCCACACAUCCCAGGCCCUGAGCACCUCCGCCCGUUCACCCCUGAGUCGCUCACCGUCAUCGAACAGCGCAUUGCUGAGGCAGAGGCACUCAAGAUAAAACGGCAGCAUGUGGAGCUGCCCGAGGAAGAGGAGCUCAAGCCCAGCAGUGACCUGGAAGCCGGGAAAAACCUGCCACUCAUCUAUGGUGAUCCCCCACUGGAGCUCAUUGGUACACCUCUGGAGGACUUGGACCCUUUCUACAAGGAUAAGAAGACAUUUAUAGUCCUCAACAAGGGCAAGUCCAUCUUCCGGUUCUCAGCAACCCCUGCCCUCUACUUGCUGGGACCCUUCAACCCCAUCCGGAGAGGAGCCAUCAAAGUGCUUAUACAUUCAUUAUUCAGCAUGUUCAUCAUGAUCACAAUUUUAACCAACUGUGUGUUUAUGACAAUGAGCAACCCCCCAGCGUGGUCCAAAAAUGUGGAAUACACCUUCACUGGUAUAUACACCUUUGAGUCCCUCAUCAAGAUACUGUCAAGAGGCUUCUGCAUUGACGAUUUUACAUUCCUGCGCGACCCGUGGAAUUGGCUGGACUUCAUGGUCAUCUCCAUGGCCUACAUCACGGAGUUCGUGGACCUGGGCAACAUCUCAGCUCUCAGGACGUUUCGUGUCCUCCGUGCCCUGAAAACUAUCACAGUAAUUCCAGGGCUGAAGACAAUUGUUGGGGCACUGAUCCAGUCGGUGAAGAAGCUCUCAGACGUCAUGAUCCUUACAGUCUUCUGCCUGAGUGUAUUUGCCCUAAUUGGUCUCCAGCUGUUCAUGGGAAACCUCCGGAAUAAGUGUUUGCGAUGGCCCCCCCCAAUCAAUGACACCCUGCCAGGGGACUUCACGGAGCUGGGCAAUGACACAUGGGCCAAUGCAACGCUCUACAGCAACCUUACCACCAACAGCACCUUUGAUUUUGAGGCCUACCUCAAUGAUGAAGCAAAUUUCUACUUUCUGGAGGGAGCGCUCGAUGCCCUGCUCUGCGGUAACAGCAGUGAUGCCGGGAAGUGUCCUGAAGGAUACGAGUGCAUUAAAGCGGGGAGGAACCCAAACUAUGGCUACACCAGUUACGACACCUUCAGCUGGGCUUUCCUUUCUCUCUUCCGCCUCAUGACACAAGACUUCUGGGAGAACCUCUUCCAGCUGACGCUGCGUGCAGCAGGGAAAACAUACAUGAUCUUCUUUGUAGUAGUUAUAUUUCUUGGUUCCUUCUACCUCAUUAACCUCAUCCUUGCGGUGGUGGCUAUGGCCUAUGCAGAACAAAAUGAUGCUACAAUGCUGGAAGCACAGCAGAAAGAGGAAGAAUUUCAGCAGCUCAUGGAACAGCUGAAAAAACAUCAGGAGGAGCAAGAGAAACAGUUGCAGAACAGGCAGUCCAGCAGCAGUUCCCUGUGCAGCAGCAUGGCAGUGAAGAAAAGCGACUCUGACCAAGGCCUGAAUAGCAACCAGGACAAGGCCAAGGACUGCAAUGGGCAAGUGGUCCCCAAGGCCAUGCUACAGCGAUCUGCUAUGGUGGUUGAUUUCAAUCCUGCCAAUGAAGCAGAGAAAUCAGACCACAACCACCUCCCUGUGGGCAGCCAAGAUGGGCCAGGCCUUGAGAAGAGAGUGGGAAGUGCAGUCAGCGUCAUCUCCAAUGCUGUGGAAGAGCUGGAGGAAGCUCACCAGAAGUGCCCACCUUGGUGGUACAAAUUUGCCCACACAUUCCUGGUCUGGAACUGCUGCCCUUUGUGGCUGAAGCUGAAGGAGUUUGUCAAUCUGGUGGUGAUGGAUCCCUUUGUGGACUUGGGCAUCACCAUCUGCAUCGUGCUCAACACACUCUUCAUGGCCAUGGAGCACUACCCCAUGACAGAGGAGUUUGAGAACGUGCUGACCGUGGGGAACCUGGUCUUUACAGGGAUCUUCACAGCAGAGAUGGUCCUGAAGCUCAUUGCCCUGGACCCCUACAAGUACUUCCAGCAAGGCUGGAACAUCUUUGACAGCAUCAUCGUCACGCUGAGCCUGGUGGAGCUGGGCCUGGCAAACGUGCAGGGGCUUUCUGUGCUCCGCUCUUUCCGCCUGCUGAGGGUUUUCAAGCUCGCCAAGUCCUGGCCCACUCUGAACAUGCUCAUCAAGAUCAUUGGCAACUCGGUGGGUGCCCUGGGGAACCUCACGCUGGUGCUGGCCAUCAUCGUCUUCAUCUUUGCCGUGGUGGGGAUGCAGCUCUUUGGGAAGAGCUACAUGGAGUGCGUGUGCAAGAUCUCCCUCGACUGCACGCUGCCCCGCUGGCACAUGCAUGACUUCUUCCACUCCUUCCUCAUUGUCUUCCGCAUCCUCUGUGGGGAGUGGAUUGAGACCAUGUGGGACUGCAUGGAGGUGGCUGGCCAGACCAUGUGCCUCAUUGUCUUCAUGAUGGUCAUGGUCAUCGGGAACCUCGUGGUCCUGAACCUGUUCUUAGCUUUGCUGCUGAGCUCCUUCAGUGCCGAUAGCCUGGCGGCUUCUGAUGAUGAUGGAGAGAUGAACAAUUUGCAGAUUGCUAUUGGCAGAAUUACCAGAGGCAUCGACUUUGUAAAGACCUCUGUCCUCACGCUACUCCGCAGGCUGUGGAAAGGGAAGAAGGCCCCAGAGGAAGAGCAAGAACAUAAUAAGAUGGACAACUCUGUGCUAAACCACAUGGACACUGGCCAGGAGCCCAAGUCGGAGUACAUGGAUGGAGUCAACGUGAAAGAACAUUUAUUCAUGGAUGAACUGGACCACAUGAAUUUCAUUAACAACCCCAACCUGACCAUCCAUGUCCCUAUUGCCUCCGAGGAGUCUGAUCUCUACGAGGAAGAGACGAGCACCCAGUCCGAGACUGAAGAUGCCAAGAAUCCCCUGUCAAGCGACAGUGCAUCAUCCCUGUGCAGCACCAUAGACUACAAGCCCCCAUUGCCAGUGGAGGAGGAGGUAGCAGAAGAGGCUGAGGGCAGCAACGAGCCUGAGGAGUGCUUCACCGAAGCAUGCGUGAAGCGGUGUCCCUGUCUCUACGUCGACAUCACCACCGAGAAAGGGAAGAGAUGGUGGAACCUCCGGAAAACAUGCUUCCUGAUCGUAGAGCAUGACUGGUUUGAGACCUUCAUCGUCUUCAUGAUCCUCCUCAGCAGUGGGGCACUGGCUUUUGAAGACAUCCACAUUGAACAACGGAGGGCGAUACGCACCAUCCUGGAGUACGCUGAUAAGGUCUUCUCAUACAUCUUCGUCAUCGAGAUGUUGCUCAAGUGGGUGGCCUACGGCUUCAAGGUGUACUUCACCAAUGCAUGGUGCUGGCUUGAUUUCCUCAUAGUUGAUGUUUCCAUUAUCAGCCUGACAGCGAACUGGAUGGGAUACUCCGAGCUGGGAGCCAUCAAGUCUCUGCGGACAUUGAGGGCUCUGAGACCACUGCGAGCCCUCUCCAGAUUUGAAGGCAUGAGGGUGGUAGUGAAUGCCUUGCUGGGCGCCAUCCCCUCCAUCAUGAAUGUCCUCCUGGUCUGCCUCAUCUUUUGGCUGAUAUUCAGCAUCAUGGGGGUGAACCUCUUUGCUGGGAAGUACUACCGAUGUGUCAACACCACCACAGGCGAGCUCUUUGACAUCAGUGUGGUGAACAACAAAAGUGACUGCCUGGCCCUCCUCCACACCAAUGAGGUCAGAUGGGUCAACGUCAAGGUCAACUUUGACAACGUUGGCUUGGGAUACCUGUCCUUGCUACAGGUGGCGACCUUCAAAGGCUGGAUGGACAUCAUGUAUGCAGCUGUGGACUCACGUGAGAUUGAAGAGCAGCCAAUGUAUGAGAUCAACCUCUACAUGUACAUCUACUUCGUCAUCUUCAUCAUCUUUGGUGCCUUCUUCACCUUGAACCUCUUCAUCGGUGUCAUUAUCGACAACUUCAAUCAGCAGAAGAAAAAGUUUGGAGGGAAAGACAUCUUCAUGACAGAAGAGCAGAAGAAAUAUUAUAAUGCUAUGAAGAAGCUUGGAUCCAAGAAACCCCAGAAGCCCAUCCCCAGGCCUGCGAACAAAUUUCAAGGGAUGGUGUUUGACUUUGUUACCAAGCAAGUAUUUGACAUAACCAUCAUGAUCCUGAUUUGUCUUAACAUGGUAACCAUGAUGGUCGAAACAGAUGAUCAAAGUCAAUUCAAAACAGAUGUCCUCUACAAGGUUAACCUGGUCUUCAUUGUUAUCUUCACUGGGGAGUGUGUGCUCAAAAUGUUUGCCUUGCGCUAUUACUACUUCACUAUCGGUUGGAACAUCUUUGACUUUGUGGUGGUCAUCCUCUCCAUUGUAGGUAUUGUCCUCUCAGACAUCAUAGAGAAAUACUUUGUAUCACCCACCCUCUUCAGGGUCAUCAGGCUGGCGAGGAUUGGCCGUGUCCUCCGGCUAAUUCGAGGGGCAAAAGGCAUCCGAACUCUCUUGUUUGCUCUGAUGAUGUCCCUGCCUGCUCUGUUCAACAUUGGCCUCCUGCUUUUCCUUGUGAUGUUCAUCUACUCCAUCUUUGGGAUGUCCAACUUUGCCUAUGUAAAGAAGGAGGCAGGGAUUGAUGACAUCUUCAACUUUGAAACUUUUGGGAACAGCAUCAUCUGCCUGUUCCAGAUCACCACGUCAGCUGGAUGGGAUGGUCUCCUCAGCCCGAUCCUGAACAGUGGCCCCCCCGACUGUGACCCAGACCUGGAAAACCCUGGCAGUUCAGUAAAAGGGGACUGCGGCAAUCCCUCCAUUGGCAUCUUCUUUUUCUGCAGCUACAUCAUCAUUUCCUUUCUCAUUGUGGUGAACAUGUAUAUUGCCAUCAUCCUGGAGAACUUCAACGUGGCCACAGAGGAGAGCAGCGAGCCCCUCUGUGAAGAUGAUUUUGAAAUGUUCUAUGAAACUUGGGAGAAGUUUGACCCAGAUGCCACCCAGUUCAUUGAGUACAGCACCUUGUCUGACUUUGUAGAUACCUUACAGGAACCGCUCAAAAUUCCCAAGCCAAACAAGAUUAAACUAAUCACUAUGGAUCUACCCAUGGUUGCUGGGGACAAAAUCCACUGUCUGGAUAUCCUCUUUGCCCUGACAAAGGAAGUGCUGGGAGACUCAGGAGAGAUGGAUGCCUUGAAGGCCACCAUGGAAGAGAAGUUUAUGGCUGCAAACCCUUCGAAGGUUUCCUAUGAACCCAUCACUACCACUCUGAAAAGGAAACAUGAGGAAGUAUGCGCCACAAAAAUUCAAAGAGCUUUCCGAAGGUACCUCCUGAGGCGCUCAGUGAAGCAGGCCUCCUACAUGUACAGGCACAGUAAAGAUGAGGAUGCCCUGAAAGAGGAAGCACCCGAGAAAGAAGGCCUAAUUGCAACCAAAAUGAAUGAGAUGUAUGGGAACAGUGGGUUGGAUGCAGAGACAGCCCCUGCCAUUAAUCUUGCACCCGUUCCAAGCUCAGAGACUGAACAUGCUCCUGGUGAAGCAAAGAAAGAGGAGGAGGAACAUGUUGUGAAAGAGUCAUUGGUAUAA